CGCGCCCCUGUCGUCUACAAGGCAUGUGAUUGCUCGCUCCCGUAAAGACACAGCGAGGACGAACAGAUUACACACAAUAAAAUAGUACUACUGGCGGGUGGGAUCUGAGACAGUGGAGCUGCAGAAACUGUUUUUACUGAAAGAUUAGCCACAUAAAGGCGUCAAACAAAUGCUUUGACCCUUUGUGCAUCGGAGGGUUAACCUCUUGAUACUACGCAGAUCAACAAAGUUUUUACAUUAAAGGGAAUUUUCGAUUUUCUCGGAGUUUUCUUGGAACAAGCAGAUUAGCCACAUCUUCACACACGGGCCUGGAACUUACUUGAUUGGAGCGUUGCUUUGGGAAAAGAAACUAGCUAGCUAGCUAGCUAGAAUUGUAGCAAACAGAAAGGUCUCAUCCCAGAAUGGAUACAGGGGUUGUCACUGAAAAGAAAAGGGUGAGCUCGGAGCGCAGGAAAGAGAAGUCCCGGGACGCGGCGCGAUGUCGGAGGGGCAAGGAGUCGGAGGUGUUCUACGAGCUGGCGCACCAGCUGCCCCUGCCCCACAGCAUCAGCUCCAACCUGGACAAGGCCUCCAUCAUGAGGCUGGCCAUCAGCUACCUGCGGAUGAGGAAGCUGCUGAGCACCGAUGAGGCGGUGGAGGAGUCGGAGCUUGACACCCAGCUCAACAGCUUCUACCUGAAGGCCCUCGAGGGGUUCCUCAUGGUGCUCUCCGAGGAUGGGGACAUGAUUUACCUCUCGGAGAACGUCAGCAAGUGCUUGGGCCUGGCCCAGUUUGACCUGACGGGGCACAGCGUCUUCGACUUCACCCACCCCUGCGACCAUGAAGAGAUGAGGGAGAUGCUCAUCCACAGAACAGGGUCUUCCAAGAAAGCCAAGGAGCCGAACACCGAGCGCAGCUUCUUCCUGCGCAUGAAGUGCACUCUCACCAGCAGGGGGCGCACCGUCAACAUCAAGUCGGCCACGUGGAAGGUGCUGCACUGCACAGGGCAUAUUCGCGUGUACGAGAACGAGGACACGCCCAACAAGUGCGGCUACAAGGAGCCGCCCGUCCCCUAUCUGGUGCUGAUCUGCGAGCCCAUCCCGCACCCCUCCAACAUCGAGGUCCCUCUGGACAGCAAGACCUUCCUCAGCCGCCACACCCUGGACAUGAAAUUCUCCUACUGCGACGAGAGGAUCACAGAGUUGAUGGGAUAUGAGCCGGAGGAUCUCCUGAAUCGCUCUGUGUAUGAGUAUUAUCACGCUCUGGACUCAGACCAUCUCACCAAGACACACCAUAACUUGUUUGCUAAGGGCCAGGCCACCACAGGCCAGUACCGCAUGCUGGCCAAGAGAGGAGGUUAUGUGUGGGUGGAGACCCAGGCUACUGUCAUCUACAACAACAAGAACUCCCAGCCCCAGUGCAUUGUGUGUGUCAACUAUGUGCUCAGCGGGGUGGUGGAGGAGAAGCUGGUCUUCUCUCUGGAUCAGACGGAGAAGGACUCGGAGCCCGUGGAGGCGGAGAGCCCCGAGGCCAGCAUGGUCAAGAUCUUCACCAAGGCCGAGGAGACCAAGGGCACGGGGAGCCUGUACGAGAAGCUGAAGGAGGAGCCCGAGGCGCUGACCAUCCUGGCCCCCGCCGCCGGAGACACCAUCAUCACCCUGGACUUCAGCAGCUCAGACUCUGAGAUCCACAUUCUGAAGGAGGUUCCCCUCUACAACGACGUCAUGCUGCCCCCCAGCAGUGACAAGCUGCCCCUGUCCCCGCUGCCCCCGAGCGAGCCCGCCCAGGCCCUCAGCAGCGGCCUGGAGCCUUCCCUCAACAUGGAGGUGGGCGCCCAGCUGGAGCCCAGCUCUGACAGCUUCGUGUCCCGGGCCAGGGGCACAUCCAGCGCCCCGUCAGGCCCCAGCACUGUAAACAGCCCCCCAGAGCCCGGAAGCCCAAUGGACUUCUACCGCAUGGACUCUGAAAUCGGUGCCGAGUUCAAACUGGACCUGGUGGAGAAACUGUUUGCCAUCGACACGGAACCCAAGACCCCUUUCACCACACAGGCCAUGGAGGACCUGGACCUGGAGAUGCUGGCUCCCUACAUCCCCAUGGACGACGACUUCCAGCUGCGCACUCUGUCCCCGGGGGAGCCCCUCUCCAUCAGCUCCCCCUCAUCCGGGGCCUCUUCCCCACUGCACCUGCUGCAUGAGGUGUGCAGUGCCCCCGCCUCCCCCGUGCCUGCUGCCGCACCCUCCAAGCUGGCCGACGCCAAACCUGCUCCCGCACCACUCAGCAAGAGGGUGUCUGCAUCUCCCAAGAUGGUGGCUAUACAGAACUCCCAGCGCAAGAGGAAGCUGGAGGCUGGCACUACAUUGUCCCAGGCUGUCGGACUGGAUGCUUUGCUCCAGGACAUGACAGACUCUGCUGAGCAGGGCAAGAGGGCCAAACUGCUGGAGGCCAGGGGCUCAGAGCUGCUCUCAAGCAAGACCAUCCUGCUCCUGCCCUCAGACCUGGCUUGCCGCCUGCUGGGAAGUUCCUUCGAGGGCAGCGGCCUCCCCCAGCUGACGCGCUACGACUGCGAGGUCAACGCGCCCGUCCUGGGCCGCCAGCACCUGCUGCAGGGGGAGGAGCUGCUGCGGGCUCUGGACCAAAUCAACUGAAGCGGCGCCAUGCUGCGCAAUACCGGACACUGCACCUCUCCCGUUCCCCUCCCAUCCACUGCCCGCCUCCGCUCCCCCCCCCCCAAAAAAACCCUCUAUUUAUAUUUUCUAUGUCGUUAUUUUACAAUCCAGCUACUGUCUUGCACCUUACAGAGACCCUGAGGCGUUACUCCUUGGCAGAAAUACACGUAACACCAUGGCAGCAGUCUUGAGGUAGCCUUAACCCUGAGCACUGGUAGGGAAGAGCAAGAUGCUUAUUAUGAUCGAAGCCCAGCGUGAGUUGAAGGCCUUCACUCGCCAAUGACAUAAGGCACCUGUCUUGUAUGCUGUUUCCACAAGUACCAGUGCUUUUGCCAGCGGUGAAUUGUAGCUACAUUCGCACAAUUAUAUAUUUUCUUAAAAAAAAAAGAAAAAGAAUUACCAGCAGUUCAUGCAAUAUCUGUUGUUUUUGAAAGUAAUUAUAAUGAAAGGUUCAAACAUUUAUUUUAUUCUGCUUUUUUUUCCUCUUCCCUGUGUAAUGGUACAGUGUAUAAAAUGUGUUCAAUCUGGAUGGCUUUAGUCACCCUGUCUGACCUGUCCUGGUUUGAAUCAUGACUGUUAGUGACGUACCAAUAUAUGAGGCUUACCUUGUUCAAUGUCAGUCCAUGCAAUUGCUGUAUCCUGUGUAUGCAUAGAUCACCUGGAAUAUAUAGAAUGACAAAGAUUGUGUGUAAAAACACCAGCAAAAUUAAAACCUCACACAAGAAGGUGUUAGACAAAAGGAUCGGGUCAUCCAUAGACCUGAAUUUGCUGGGCUGUCUCUUUGGAAGUUGUUGGCACAGAUUUAUUGUUUUAAUUCAGAAAUAGAUUUUUUUUAUAUAUAUUUUUUCUGUAGUCACUUUUUUCCACCAGCUUAAAUGCAGCUGUGCAGUAGAUGUAAAUUCUCAUGGUUACUCACUGUGUAUCCGACAAAGUUUAGAUGUUAUGCUUAUUAAGCGCAUUGUGGAUGAGUCGGGCAAAGCUUUCUACAGUUUUACGUUGUACGUAAUGGUGUAGAUCCAGUCACACGAUGUUGGUUCUCAUGCUUCGUAGUGCUUUCACAGUGCUAUCUAGAACUACAGCAUAAAGCAGCUAUUCAGAGGCAUUUAUUUCUUUGUUUUUGCGUCUUUUAGGAAUUGAAUGUCCUAAUGUGAUUUUUUU
Molecule: messenger RNA, 3803 nt
Organism: Megalops cyprinoides (Indo-Pacific tarpon)
Lineage: Eukaryota; Metazoa; Chordata; Actinopteri; Elopiformes; Megalopidae
Gene: hif1aa
Product: hypoxia inducible factor 1 subunit alpha a
Exons: 15
Coding region: 402-2624 (740 amino acids)
Biological process (GO): cellular response to hypoxia; regulation of transcription by RNA polymerase II
Cellular component (GO): nucleus
Molecular function (GO): RNA polymerase II transcription regulatory region sequence-specific DNA binding; DNA-binding transcription factor activity, RNA polymerase II-specific; protein dimerization activity
Source: RefSeq, a predicted model, not a curated record